CUCAAGUCGAAAAGAAACUCCUCCCCUGCUCCUCCCAAAGCCUCGGCUCUAGAAGAGGAGGACAGGAGCGGGAGGCCGAGCACAGCUGCAACAGCACGAGCAGGGUCCUGUCCAAGGUUCUGGUCCUGUCGGAGACUCUUAUAUACGUGUCAGCAUGGAAGCAGAUCUGGCGCCUCUGAGAGAGGCGGUGAAGCAACAGGGGGAUCUGGUGGAACAGAUGAAGGCUCAGGGAGUCUCAGAGGUGGAGCUGGGGAAAGCCAUGGCUGAGCUGAAAGCCCGGAAGAAGGCGCUGGAGGCAAAGGAGCUGAUCCAGGCCAAAGAGGACACAGUGGACCGGGCCAAGUUGGAGGACACGCUGAAGAGGAAGUUCUUCUAUUGUCAAGCCUUUGCCAUCUACGGAGGGGUUAGCGGACUGUACGACUUCGGCCCCGUGGGAUGCGCCUUGAAGUGCAACAUCCUGCAAGUUUGGAGGAACGUCUUCAUCCACCAGGAGCAGGUCCUGGAGAUCGACUGCACCAUGUUGACCCCGGAGCCUGUCCUCAAGACGUCCGGCCAUGUGGACAAAUUUGCUGACUACAUGGUGAAAGAUUCUCAGACUGGGGACUGCUUCCGCGCUGACCACCUCCUGAAAGCCAACCUGAAGAAGUUGAUGUCUGAGAAGGACUGUUCAGCUGAGAAGGCAGCGGAGAUGGAGGACGUGAUCACGCAGAUGGACAACUACACCCAGAAGGAGCUGGGCGAUCUCUUUACGAAGUACAACGUCAAGUCUCCAGCCACAGGAAAUGACCUCACUCCUCCCAUCUCCUUCAACCUGAUGUUCCAGACGUCCAUCGGGCCAGGAGGGAACACUCCCGGCUAUCUGAGGCCUGAAACAGCGCAGGGAAUGUUUCUCAACUUCAAACGCCUGUUGGAGUUCAACCAGGGUAGGCUUCCCUUCGGUGCUGCUCAGAUCGGAAACUCCUUCAGGAAUGAGAUCUCUCCUCGCUCCGGACUCAUCCGUGUUCGAGAGUUCACCAUGGCCGAGGUCGAGUACUUUGUCGAUCCCAACGACAAGGUCCAUCCCAAGUUCCCCCUACUGGCUGACCUGGAGAUCCUCUUGUUCUCGUCAAAGGCGCAAACCAGCGGCCAGUCGGCACAAGUCAUGAGACUUGGAGAUGCUGUGGAGCAGGGGAUCAUCAACAACUCUGUCCUGGGUUACUACAUCGGGAAGAUCUACGUGUAUCUGCUGAAAGUCGGUCUGUCCAAGGACAAAGUGCGCUUCCGUCAGCACAUGGAGAACGAGAUGGCUCACUACGCCUGCGACUGCUGGGACGCUGAGUCGCUCACUUCCUAUGGCUGGAUUGAGAUUGUCGGCUGCGCUGACCGCUCCUGUUACGACCUGACGUGCCACUCCAGAGCAACAGGGGUCGCCCUGGUCGCUGAGAAGCCCCUGAAGGAACCCAAAGUUGUCAAUGUGGUGAAGUUUGAGGCCAACAAAGGAGCCGUCGGAAUGGCCUACAAGAAGGACGCGAAACCUCUGAUGGAAUUUCUUGAGCGGUGUGACGAGUGCUUCAUCUCGGAUCACGAGAAGCUCCUGAAUGAAAAAGGAGAGUUCACUGUGGAGGUAGAUGGGAAACCGUUCCACCUGACCAAAGACAUGGUCAGCGUGAAGAGAUUCCAGAAGACCAUCCAUGUGGAAGAGAUAGUUCCGAACGUCAUCGAGCCGUCCUUCGGCAUCGGCAGGAUCAUGUACUCCAUCUUCGAGCACACGUUUCACACUCGUCCCGGCGACGAACAGAGGACGUAUUUCAGCUUCCCAGCAUCAGUGGCUCCAUACAAAUGUGUCAUCCUCCCUCUGAGCCAGAAACAGGAGUUCAUGCCGUUUGUCCUGCAGCUGUCUGAUGAGAUGACCAAGCUCGGUGUGUCCCACAAGGUGGACGACUCCUCAGGAUCCAUCGGGCGGCGCUACGCCAGAGCUGAUGAGAUCGGGGUGCUCCUGGGCACCACCAUUGACUUCGACACUGUCAACAAGAGUCCUCACACAGCAACGCUGCGAGACCGCGACUCGAUGAGGCAGAUCAGAGUGGAGAUCGCCGAGUUGCCGCUCCUGGUUCGUGACCUGUCCAACGGGUCCAUGACCUGGGCCGAAGCUGAGAGCAAGUACCCCAUCUUUGAAGGACAAGAGACCGGCAAGAAUGAGUAACACAGACCUGAAUGUGGAUUUUCAAGGAACCAUUUUCUGUAUUUUUAUAUCUAGGAAAGAGCAAGACAGAAUAUCAUAGGGCACACCUGACAUAUAUUUAACAAAAGGGAACCUUUAUUUGUUAUGGCUGACAAUCGUUUUGUAAGGCUAUAUUGCUGUUGUUGUUACGGUUCAGUAUUCAGUAUAUACACAAUUCUCAAGUGUUUAUCUUCCUCAACUUUCCUAAUUAAAGAAUGAAGCGAAAGCCUGUGUCCUGUAUGA
This is a messenger RNA of Synchiropus splendidus (mandarinfish), 2443 nucleotides long. Its product is annotated as glycine--tRNA ligase-like. Gene Ontology annotation, molecular function: ATP binding; glycine-tRNA ligase activity. Gene Ontology annotation, biological process: mitochondrial glycyl-tRNA aminoacylation. The transcript is spliced from 17 exons. Lineage: Eukaryota; Metazoa; Chordata; Actinopteri; Syngnathiformes; Callionymidae. Gene Ontology annotation, cellular component: cytoplasm; mitochondrion. Bases 155 to 2182 code for a protein of 675 amino acids. The record is from RefSeq and is a predicted model, not a curated record.